AUGUGCGCCAUGCUCGCAGACGCGGACAAGGACGAAGAGCUGCACUUGCUCUCGGACGGCAAGACGCGAUACACAACGGGCAGUUGCGUUUCAUGCCUGUAUCACCUCAAGGACAUCGAUGGCUCGCACCAGGGCUUCUUUGUGUUUCCGGACCUCAGCAUUCGCAUCGAGGGUAAAUAUCGACUCAAGUUGUGCCUGUUUGAGACGAUUGGGACGGAGGUGCACCACUGCAGGAGCAUCUACUCUGAUCCAUUCAUGGUAUACACGGCGAAGCGGUUUCCAGGCAUGGAGGAGUCCACGCGCUUAUCGCGCACAUUUGCCGACCAGGGGCUCAAAGUUCGCGUUCGCAAGAAUCCUCGA
Molecule: messenger RNA, 360 nt
Organism: Jaminaea rosea
Lineage: Eukaryota; Fungi; Basidiomycota; Exobasidiomycetes; Microstromatales
Exons: 1
Source: RefSeq, a predicted model, not a curated record